Molecule: messenger RNA, 519 nt
Organism: Penicillium vulpinum
Lineage: Eukaryota; Fungi; Ascomycota; Eurotiomycetes; Eurotiales; Aspergillaceae
Product: nuclear transport factor 2 family protein
Exons: 1
Coding region: 1-519 (172 amino acids)
Source: RefSeq, a predicted model, not a curated record
AUGGCCGAUGCAGCUAUGGCAGCCUAUGAUAGGACUAUGGCCCUCCCAGCCGUUCUAACCCCGGCCCUGGAUACACGCGAAGCCAUUGCCGAUUCCCUCCACCGAUUUAUGCUCGGCAUGGACACCAACGAUGCCGAGCUUUUCGAUUCAGCCUUCACCGAGGACGUGAAAUGGGACCUGUUCGGUCGACAGAUGAACAGUCUGGAGGAAGUUCACAUCGAGUGCUUCGAUAAAACCAUCAUCAAACUCGACACCACUCACUACGUUACAAGUGUCCGUAUCAACGUUGCUGAGAGUGGAACAGAGGCAAGCCUUUCGUGCUUGUAUAAUGCGAAGCACUACCGUCUUGGUACGGGAGUUGACCCGAAAGCCCCUUGGUUUUGGACUGGCGGUACCUAUUACCUUGAAAUGGUCAAGGUCGAGUCUGAGGGAUUGUGGAAGAUCAAGUUCUACAAGAUGAGGAAGAUGUGGAUUGAGGGCGAUUUUGAGGUGAUGGGCCAUGGUCCUAAGAAGGACUAG